This is a messenger RNA of Haliotis rufescens (red abalone), 1419 nucleotides long. RefSeq names its product pollen-specific leucine-rich repeat extensin-like protein 1. The transcript has a single exon. Lineage: Eukaryota; Metazoa; Mollusca; Gastropoda; Lepetellida; Haliotidae. The record is from RefSeq and is a predicted model, not a curated record. The coding region runs from base 1 to 1419 and encodes 472 amino acids.
AUGAUCGUGGGUUCGAAUCCCAGAUUCACCCUGAAUAUUAAUCCGUGGUCAGGAGUUUCACAAUUUGAGGGCACACCUCCCAUAUUUGAGGGCACACCUCCCAUAUUUGAGGGCACACCUCCCAUAUUUGACGGCACACCUCCCAUAUUUGACGACACAGAUCCCAUAUUUGACGGCACACCUCCCAUAUUUGACGGCACACCUCCCAUAUUUGAGGGCACACCUCCCAUAUUUGACGGCACACCUCCCAUAUUUGACGGCACACCUCCCAUAUUUGACGGCACACCUCCCAUAUUUGACGACACAGAUCCCAUAUUUGACGGCACACCUCCCAUAUUUGACGACACAGAUCCCAUAUUUGACGGCACACCUCCCAUAUUUGGCGACACACCUCCCAUAUUUGACGGCACACCUCCCAUAUUUGACGACACAGAUCCCAUAUUUGACGGCACACCUCCCAUAUUUGGCGACACAGAUCCCAUAUUUGACGGCACACCUCCCAUAUUUGACGGCACACCUCCCAUAUUUGACGACACAGAUCCCAUAUUUGACGACACAGAUCCCAUAUUUGAGGGCACACCUCCCAUAUUUGACGACACAGAUCCCAUAUUUGACGGCACACCUCCCAUAUUUGGCGACACACCUCCCAUAUUUGACGGCACACCUCCCAUAUUUGACGACACAGAUCCCAUAUUUGACGGCACACCUCCCAUAUUUGGCGACACAGAUCCCAUAUUUGACGGCACACCUCCCAUAUUUGACGGCACACCUCCCAUAUUUGACGACACAGAUCCCAUAUUUGACGACACAGAUCCCAUAUUUGAGGGCACACCUCCCAUACUUGACGACACAGAUCCCAUAUUUGACGGCACACCUCCCAUAUUUGACGGCACACCUCCCAUAUUUGACGACACAGAUCCCAUAUUUGACGGCACACCUCCCAUAUUUGACGACACAGAUCCCAUAUUUGACGGCACACCUCCCAUAUUUGGCGACACACCUCCCAUAUUUGACGGCACACCUCCCAUAUUUGACGACACACCUCCCAUAUUUGACGACACAGAUCCCAUAUUUGACGGCACACCUCCCAUAUUUGGCGACACACCUCCCAUAUUUGACGGCACACCUCCCAUAUUUGACGACACAGAUCCCAUAUUUGACGGCACACCUCCCAUAUUUGGCGACACACCUCCCAUAUUUGACGGCACACCUCCCAUAUUUGACGGCACACCUCCCAUAUUUGAGGGCAAACCUCCCAUAUUUGGCGACACACCUCCCAUAUUUGGCGACACACCUCCCAUAUUUGACGGCACACCUCCCAUAUUUGACGGCACACCUCCCAUAUUUGACGACACACUCCUUCGUCUAAGGCGCCGCAUUCCACGAGUUGCGACCGUUAGGUGUGGCAGAAACCUAUAG